This is a messenger RNA of Aricia agestis (brown argus), 6599 nucleotides long. It is a transcript of the gene Chd1, whose product is annotated as chromodomain-helicase-DNA-binding protein 1. The transcript has 24 exons. Gene Ontology annotation, cellular component: chromatin; nucleus. Gene Ontology annotation, biological process: regulation of transcription by RNA polymerase II; nucleosome organization. Gene Ontology annotation, molecular function: ATP binding; histone binding; ATP-dependent chromatin remodeler activity. Lineage: Eukaryota; Metazoa; Arthropoda; Insecta; Lepidoptera; Lycaenidae. The coding region runs from base 411 to 5828 and encodes 1805 amino acids. The record is from RefSeq and is a predicted model, not a curated record.
UGCUGGCAACAUGGCAAUAUGGCCGUGGCGUUCGGAUUUCGUGGUAGUGUGCGGUGCUCGUGUUAAUUUUAGCAUAAUAAAACGAAGUAUUUCCGACGCUUGUAAAGUUUCAGUUUAAGUUUUUUACCAUUUGUUUUUAUAUUUUACGGUGUUUUUUUCAUUAUUCUGUUGCAAAAUUAGUAGUUUUUCAUUUUCGUCGUCACCAGAAUUCACGCGACGACAAAAUGGCGUCGCUUGACAAGAUUUUGCUGCAAAAAUUAGUUUUCAAUUUCAUCACUUUUUCACAAAAAUAAGGCAAAAUAUGAAUUUAUACUACUUUUUUAGUAACUAUUUAAAUGAAUUAAUUGCAUUGUAAUAGUUUUAUUUUACUGUCGAUUAAAAUACGCGGUCACCUUUAGAAUUUCUUCAAAAUGCUCACGAAGGGUUCCAUGCAUGGUUCUGGCAGCGAUUCCAUGAGCGAUAAGGGAGAAAAAAGUGACUCAAGUGGUUCGGGUAGUGACAGUGACAGUGGGUCAAGUUCCUCGGGUUCUGGAUCUGCAGGCAGGUCUGGGUCAGAAAAGUCUUCAAAUGCGGAUAGGUUACAUAGUGACGAUACCAAGUCUUCACCAAAGCAUAGAAAUGCUAACUCCUCAAAAUCUGAUCAUCACACUGACAAGGACUCCUCUGAUGACACAAUUAACAAACAUAAAUCAAAAAACAGCCAUGAAAAGGUUAAGUCUGAUCUUUGGGAAGACAAUCCUGAUAUUUAUGGCAUAAGAAGGUCAGGUCGAUCCAGGAAAGAACCUGAUAGGUUAAAACUAGCCGAUAGUGAUUCUAGUGAUAAAGGAAGGAGCAGUGACAGGAAAAGUAGGAAAAAGAGCGAUUCAUGGAAUUCAGAUAGUUCUGAUAGUGACAGUGCUGACAAAGGCUCCCCACCACCCCCUUCGAAAAGACCAGGCCAAAGAAGUAUACCAUUAAGAAAAAAGAAACCAUCACGAAGAAGACAGUUUUCCAGUGAGGAAGAUGAAAGCUCAGAAGCUUCAGAUGAAGAAAACAGGAGUAGAACUGCCACACGUCGGACUGGUGCUGCUGUUAGUUAUAAAGAAGCCAGCGAUGAGCAAACUGACUCGUCUGAUCUCUUGGAAGUGGAGGGCGAUGGGGAAGCUGAAGCAGAACCAGAACCAGAAGACCACAGCGAAACCAUUGAAAGGGUUCUUGGUAUCAGAAGAGGGAAAAAAGGAGUCACUGGCAAUGUGACCACAGUUUACUAUAUCGAGGAGCAUGGGGAUCCAAACGAGGGUUGCGAUCCAAAUGACGAGGAGUCCACAGAGCUGCAGUACCUGAUAAAGUGGAAGGGGUGGUCUCAUAUUCACAAUACCUGGGAGUCUGAGAAAUCUCUGGCCGAACAAAAAGUUAAAGGACUAAAGAAAUUAGAGAACUACAUAAAAAAGGAGGGUGAAUUGUCCUAUUGGAGGAAGCAGGCUGGCCCUGAAGAUAUUGAUUAUUUCGAGUGUCAAGCUGAACUGCAACAGGAGUUAGUCAAAACCUACAAUUAUGUUGAAAGAAUUAUAGCUGAACAAACUCGCGAACUAGAAGGCGGUGCGACUACACGGGAAUACUUUUGUAAGUGGGAGUCUCUGCCUUACGCUGAUGCCACUUGGGAGGAUGCAGCACUAAUAGAAAGGAGGUGGCCGGAGAAAGUCGAAAACUUUAAGUAUAGAGAGGCGGCGAAAACCACUCCCUCCAGACAUUGUCCAGUUCUAAGGAGAAGGCCAAAGUUUCAUCAACUCAAAGAACAACCAGAAUAUUUAGGCAAAGAUAAAACUUUUGUUCUAAGAGAUUAUCAAAUGGAUGGGCUUAAUUGGCUAGUUCAUUCCUGGUGUAAGGAUAAUUCUGUAAUACUUGCAGACGAGAUGGGAUUAGGAAAAACAAUCCAGACCAUAAGUUUUUUGUAUUAUUUAUUUAAAUCGCAACAACUGUACGGCCCUUUUCUCUGCGUGGUUCCCUUGAGCACAAUGACUGCUUGGCAAAGGGAGUUUGUCCAGUGGGCGCCUGAUGUGAAUGUUGUUACCUACAUUGGAGAUGUCACUAGCAGAGAUAUUAUCAGACAAUUCGAAUGGAGUUUCGCUAGUUCGAAACGAUUGAAGUUUAAUGCCAUACUUACCACAUAUGAAAUUUUGUUGAAAGACAGACAAUUUUUAAGGUCAUUCAGUUGGGCCUGUCUGCUAGUUGACGAGGCUCAUAGACUUAAAAAUGACGAUUCACUAUUGUACAAAGCUUUAAAGGAGUUUGAUACCAAUCAUAGGUUACUAGUUACUGGUACACCAUUACAAAAUUCUUUGAAAGAAUUGUGGGCCUUAUUGCAUUUUAUUAUGCCAUACAAAUUUGAAUCAUGGGAAGAUUUUGAAAAAGAUCAUGAAGAUGCCGCAACGAAAGGCUAUGAAAAGCUUCACAAGCAAUUAGAACCCUUUAUAUUGAGAAGACAAAAAAAAGACGUAGAAAAGUCACUGCCUGCCAAAGUAGAACAAAUUUUGAGGGUAGAAAUGACGUCUAUACAAAAACAAUAUUACAAGUGGAUACUCACAAAAAAUUACAGCGCUCUAAGAAAGGGCGUCAAGGGGUCUAUAAACACGUUUAUAAAUAUUGUAAUUGAGUUGAAAAAGUGCUGUAAUCACGCGCUACUCACAAAACCAGAGGACUUUGAGUCCAGGGCUUCCCUAGCUACCACAGAUGCUGUAGAGAAACUUUUAAGAGGAUCUGGGAAGUUGCUUUUACUAGAUAAGCUAUUGUGUAGGUUAAAAGAAACAGGUCAUAGGGUUCUUAUAUUUUCUCAAAUGGUUAGAAUGCUGGACAUCCUAGCGGAGUACUUACAGCGAAGGCAUUUUCCAUUCCAAAGACUCGAUGGUAGUAUUAAGGGUGAGAUUAGAAAGCAGGCGCUGGAUCAUUUCAAUGCUGAGGGGUCUCAAGAUUUUUGUUUCCUCCUGUCCACACGAGCCGGUGGCCUGGGUAUUAACUUGGCGACUGCAGACACUGUGAUAAUAUUCGACUCUGAUUGGAAUCCCCAGAAUGAUUUACAAGCACAGGCUCGCGCACAUCGUAUUGGACAGAAAAAUCAGGUCAAUAUAUACAGAUUAGUUACUGCUAGAUCAGUUGAAGAAGAUAUUGUUGAGAGGGCAAAAAGAAAAAUGGUACUCGAUCAUCUCGUAAUUCAGAGGAUGGACACAACGGGACGGACAGUACUUAACAAACGCGAUGCCACUGCGACCACAGCAAAUAAUCCUUUCAAUAAGGAGGAUUUGAAUGCUAUUCUUAAAUUUGGCGCCGAAGAGUUGUUCAAAGACGACGAUGAGAAUGACGAAGAACCAGUCUGUGACAUUGAUGAAAUCCUUCAAAGGGCAGAAACAAGAGACGAUGCUCCCUCAAUGGCUGGCGAUGAAUUAUUGUCAGCAUUUAAAGUGGCUAGCUUUGCAUUUGACGAAGAAAAGGCUGUGAUGGAAGUGAAGAAAGAAGAAGCGGGUGAGGAGCCAAAAGACUGGGAUGAUAUCAUACCAGAGAAUGUUCGAAAAAACAUAGCCGAACAGGAAAAGAAUAAGGAAAUGGAGGACUUGUAUUUGCCACCUAGACGAAAGAAUUUACAACAAAAUAAUGCUGAUGGCAAAGGUGGACGUUCUCGUCGCGGGCGGGGCGGCGAUGCGGACGGCGAGGCUGACGGCGAGGACGCCGAGGGUGACGCCGAGAGUGACGCGAGUGACGGUGACAGCGACGGCGACGACAGACCCCGCAAGCGCGGCCGCCCGCCCGCCUCGCACAGAGAGAAAAUCAAGGGAUUCACUGAUCAAGAGAUUAGAAGAUUUGUCAAGAGUUACAAAAAGUUUUCUGCGCCUCUAAAACAUCUCGAUAGCAUAGCGUGUGAUGCAGAACUCCAGGAGAAGCCACUGGCAGAUCUGAAAAAGUUAGCAGAAACUCUUCAAGAAAGAUGUAAAGCUGUCAUGAAUAAUACAGCUGAACAAAAUGAUCAAAAUGAAGGCAAAAAGAAUGCUAGAAAGAGUUUCAAACUUGGUGGAGUACCUGUCAAUGCAAAGACAAUGGUUGCAUGCUUGGACGAGCUUGCUCCCUUGGAUGAGUUUUUGCCGCAGACAAAAGAAGAGAGGCUGAAAUGGCAAUUAGAUUUUAGGACAAGGCCUGCAAAUUUCGAUGUCGAAUGGGGUGUCGAAGAUGACUCCAAGUUGCUAGCUGGAAUCUACCAAUAUGGAAUGGGUUCCUGGGAAGCUAUCAAAAUGGAUUCAUCAUUUUGCAUUUGUGAUAAAAUACUAACAAAUGAGGAUAAAAAACCUCAAGCGAAACAUUUACAGUCUAGAGCCGAAUAUUUGCUAAAACUUAUAAAGAAAUUGCUUGACCAAAAAAAUGGAAAACAGAGACAAAGAAAGCCGAGAGUGAAAAAAGGUGCGAAAGAACCUGUAACGAAAGAUAUAAUAGAGGAUGAUAUCAGUUCAGGAGAAGACGCCAAAAAAGGAAAUAAGCAAACCAAAAAUGAAAAACCAGAAAAGGGCAAAUUAAAAAUCGAGGAAGUAUCAACGCAUGAUGAAACUUCGAACGACAGAAAGGAGAAGGACAAAAAACGCACAAAGAAAGAAGGGAAAGAUCGACCCAAAAAUGAAAAGUCAAAAAGUAGAAAGAAACCUGCUGGCCCUAUGCAUUUUACUGCCAAUAACGAGCCCAGAGCAUUGGAAGUUUUGGGUGAUUUAGAUCCCUCUGUGUUUGAAGAGUGUAAAGAAAAAAUGAGGCCUGUGAAGAAAGCUUUAAGGGCAUUAGAUAAUCCUGAUCAAGCUUUAUCUGAAUCAGAACAAGUAACAAGAACAAGGGCGUGUCUGUCACAAAUAGGUAAUCAAAUAGACAUAUGCCUGGAGGCUUAUCCAGAUCCUGAGAAGAAAGUGGAGUGGAGAAGUAAUCUCUGGUAUUUUGUGUCAAAAUUCACAAAUUUUGAUGCCAAGCAACUGUAUAGGCUAUACAAAUACGGUCUCAAAAAGACAAAAGAACCUAAAUCGAAAAAUGUAAAACAUAAAGAAAAUGUUAAGGCUAAUUCGAAGAACAAUAUUAAUAAUUCAAAUAAUCAUGUGAAGCAUAAAAAAGAAUCCAGACAAGAUAGUAACGACCGCAAGGAGAAAAGGCCAAAGAUCGAUAAGGAUAAAUCAGACAAGCCAAAUGAUAAGAAUGCACAUCCGUCGGGAGUAAAACGAAAAUUGGAAGACGGAGAGUGUGACCCAGAGUCCAAUGAUAACAAACGACACGAGAGAAGUAAACACAAGCACAAGAGUCGGAAGGAUAGGGACGGGAGCUUGAAGCGGGACGAUUUCUUGUACAGAGAUCGGAGUCGGACGGAGCGGGAGAGGGAGCGGGACCGCGAUAGGGACCGCGACCGCGGGCGAGAGCGGGACCGCGAUAGGGAGCGGGCGCGGGAGCGGUCGCGCACGCGGCGGGACAGCGGCGGCGCGGGGCCAACGCGUGCGCGUCCUCCAUACGCCGCGCACGACCACGCCCACCCGCCCCACCCCGGCCACCCCGCCUGGACGCCGCCCGCUUACCCCGGCCCGCGCACCUACCGCGGCGACCGGAACCCGCGCCCGCACGAUAAGAGAAGGUUUGGAAGCUACGCAAUGGGCGGCGCGCCCUACCCGGGAUACGGGUCGUACGAGGGGUCGCCGAUGGCGGGAGGCAUGGGCUUCCCGCCCGUGCGGCCCUACCCUGAGGACUGGCGCGGCUACGCGCAGCCCGACUACCCCUACGACGACCGCGAGUACGAGCGAGAAGUGUACAGGAGAGACUAUGACCGCCGCGCGCCACAGACUUAGUCGUCGAGUGUCGGCCGGGACGCAGUGUAAAUAUAGAUUAGUUUUUCGUUCGUAAAUGUAUAUAGCUCGGAUAUCCUACCGCUGAUGCCGGAUUUAAACUUUUUAUUACAGUGCUAAGUGGAAGUGACGAGAAGUGCUGUGGAUUUCUCCUUGUGAUAAGAGUAGAACAAUGAAAUGACUAAUGAGGGUUAUGUUAAUAAUAUGACUAUUUUAUAAGUGCGAUUGUACAGUGAAUUUAUUUAUUGCCGAGUCUGUCGAUUAGUUGUUGUUGUACAGAUUUUAGACAAAUUACCUAUAAUUUUUAUAUUGUUUCAAUUUUGUUGUCAAUAUUACCGGAUUAAAUUGAAUUCUCAUCUUUGAUAGCUGUUUGUACUAUUUAUUUGUAUUUCCAAUUAUUCUUGGGUCGGAAAAUGGUGAUAUAGUAUAUAUUAUUAUGUAACUGGUAGUUGUACAAAAUAUUAAUUGUGUAGAUUUGCAUAUAAAUAAAUCAUGUGCAAUUUGAGUAUCAUGUAAGUGUAGCAUGAUGCAGGGCACAUUACUUUGGUCAUUGCAUUUUAGCAGUGUUUAUUAAUGGAAGAAUAUCAUUUGUAUUUUCUUUCUCAUUAUAUAAUAUGCAUUUUACGAGUCCAAAUAGGCCUCGUACAGUCCUAUUUUUAUACAUUUAUGUAUUGUAUAGUCUUCUGCUCCUUUACAAACUGCGAGAGUAUGUAAUGAGGGUGAAAAGCAUCUUAAAUGGUGUAUAUCAUGAUAAUAAACAUAUUAUUAAAUUGA